This is a messenger RNA of Miscanthus lutarioriparius, 852 nucleotides long. NCBI's taxonomy places the organism in Eukaryota, Viridiplantae, Streptophyta, Magnoliopsida, Poales, Poaceae. The record is from the annotation of a GenBank genome assembly.
AUGAAAGGCGCCACCUUGGUCUUCUUGGGAUUGGUGUGUGUGCAUGUGUUGGCGUUCCGGCCGUGUGGCGGCCGUGCGUGGCCACCGGUGGCGAAGACGCCGUACUGUGCGGGUGUGGCAACAGAGCUAGCGUCGAAGGCCAGAACAGGCAGGCUACCGAGGCAUUCGAGUAAAAGCGUGGGCUUUUGGGCAGACGGCUCACUAGAGGGCUCGUCGGUGGAAUUCGCGUGGUGCCGGUCGGGCUCGACACAGGCAGAACGCGCGCUGGUGACAUCGUGGUCGCGUCGAGGGGCAGCAAGCUGGAGUGGCUGGUGCCGGGUCAUGGCGCGGCGUCCGUGCGCGAUGGUCGAUGGGUCACUGGUGGUGGUCGAGGCUCCAGUCUUCAGGGCCAAGGAGGGAGAUGGGGUGCGGCUUCCCUACGGUGAACAAACGUGGCAUGAAGGCCGGUCUCAGGAAAGGGCGUUGACAUGGAAGCGAAAGGUGGAGGCUUUGGUAAGGGAAGGGGGCUCACCGGUGGUUGAAACUCACCGGAGUUCAUGGCGGAGGAGGCGAGGCGGAGGAGGUUCGACGUGGCGUCCGCUGCUCCAUGUUGCGAUGAGCACGGAGCGACGUCGAGGACGGCGUCGGGGCAAACUGAGGCCGCGACGCACGGCCGCGAGCGUUGUCGGGCAGGGUGACAGGACGAAGGGCUCACCGUGGGGGCUCCCGCGGCGUGGGCGCAGCGGCGAGACGACCUCCACGACGUUGUCGUCUUGUGCGGAGUGGGAAGGCAAGGCCGAGAACGGAAGGAAGGGCUCUGUGGCGGCGGACGGGGAAAGAUGGCGAGGGCGUCGGGUGCUCGGUCUUUUAUAG